Vigna unguiculata (cowpea) is the source of this 786-nucleotide messenger RNA. RefSeq names its product ubiquitin domain-containing protein 7SL RNA2-like. Gene Ontology annotation, cellular component: nucleoplasm; cytosol. The record is from RefSeq and is a predicted model, not a curated record. Gene Ontology annotation, biological process: proteasome-mediated ubiquitin-dependent protein catabolic process. Lineage: Eukaryota; Viridiplantae; Streptophyta; Magnoliopsida; Fabales; Fabaceae. Gene Ontology annotation, molecular function: ubiquitin binding; proteasome binding; polyubiquitin modification-dependent protein binding.
AUGGACGUAGUUUUCGAGCUCCAAAGAGGAGGAAGAUCAUUCUCCAUCGAAAUAGGUUAUUUCGACACAGUUCAAGAAAUCAAAGAAAAGAUUCAAAAGUACCAAAACAUUCCCGUGUCUCAGCAAACCCUAAUCCUCAACGGCCAAUUCCUCCAAGACAACGACGAUCCAUGGAAGGUCGAGAUCCUUCACAACACAAGCAUUCAGCUUCAACUCUCCUACGACAAGGACGACAAAAAAGAUUCACUUAAUAAUUCUCCACUCACCCAAAUCCACCUCAACAUCAAAACCGGAUCCAAAACGCACCUCGUUCCUCUGGAAGUGGACGUCAACGACACCGUUUCGAGGCUGAAGGAGAAGAUCCGCGAGAUGGAAAACGUCUCGGUGCCUGCUAACAGGUUGCUUUUGCACGCAACAAGUGGUGCAGAGCUGCAUGAUCAUCAGGUGUUGCGAGAUUGUGAUGUUUCCGAGAACAGUGAGAUCGAGGUGAGUUUCAAGCCGUCGCCCACGGUGUCUCCGGCGUCGAAGAAGUUGAAGGUGAUGGUGUUACCUAAAAGUGGUAUGAAGAAAGUUGCAGUGGAGGUGAAUGCGUGCGAUAACGUGGGGGAGUUGAGGAAGGAGUUGCAGAAGUUGCAUCAGAGGGUUCAGUUUCAUUUGCCUCAAGAUGGGUAUUUCUUCAUCUACAAACAGAACGUUAUGGAUGAUGAUAGAUCUUUCCGCUGGCACCAUGUUGUGCAUGGUGACACCAUUGAGAUCUUCAAUGGAAGUGUUACUGGAGGAUCAUGA